GGACCCCCCGGGACAAGCAGCUCCCCUUGCCCCCCCAGGGGAAGGCGUUUUUGGGGGGCAAGGCGUUUUUUGGGGGGCGCAGGCUGCGAAGCGCUUGCGCGCCCUGAGGCCGGCGGGAGGAGGAGGAGGGGGGAGCCGGGCGCCCACACGAGGGAUUACAGCGGAUUUUCCUUGAAAAACAGACACACGCACACCCCGGGGGGAAAGCUCCCCCCGCGGCUCCGGCCUCGCAGCGCCGCGGGACCCUGCCCUGCCCUGGUACUGCUAUGUGGAUAUUUGUUAGCAAUGACUGAUGUGGAAUCUACAUAUGCAGACUUCAUUGCUUCAGGAAGAACAGGUAGAAGAAAUGCACUACAUGACAUACUUGUGUCCUCUCCAGGUGGUAACUCUAGUGAACUAGCCUUAAAGUUAUCAGAGCUUGAUAUAAACAAAGCAGAAGGAGAAGGAGAUGCACAACGAAAUCCAAGUGAGCAAACGGGGGAGGCCCAAGGGGAGGCAGCAAAGCAAGAAAGCUGACAUCCGACUUUGAGCGACUGGAGCAACUGCUGGAUGUUUUCAGGCUACAAGAGCAUGCUGGAACAAAUUUGUUUCCAUGAGCAAGCUGGUGGAAAAGCAAGUGCAUGUGUCUUCACUGCUGGAACCCAGUCAACACAAUGCUAAAAAUGGGGGUACAAGCUGUGGCAGAAGACAGAAUUUUCUCUACCUCUGUCAUUAGCAAUGGUUGAACAUGUAUUGAGUUUUGGGAUAGUGUCAUCAGAUGGAUCCCUUCAUAAUGACUACUUGAUGGGAACACUUUUAGAAAGUAGAAAAACAGGUAAAUCUUGUAGCAAAUGGCCUUUGAAACGUCAGAGGAUCUAAUUGUGUAUCUUAAGCAAAGGCUUGUGUGAUCCUCAGAGUUUAAAAUUCUCUGGCCAAAGUGUUCACCCAUUAAAAGAACUGUAAAGAAAGCACUGUUUUUAGAACUUUGCGUCUGUUUUACAGCUCUGUUAUUUACAAUGGUUUUUGUAUUGUACGACUUAGAUGCUCCACACUGCCCCUUCUCAACUGCUUAUGAAGAAUAUUUCUGUUACUGUGAAUUUUUCUACCACGCGUUUUGAAAGGGCUGUUUUUUUUGCAUAAUGUGGUGAUGUGCACAUGAUAGAUUUAAAACGUCAACUGCUAAAUUGAUUAUGCCUAAACCUAAAUGACUCAGCAACACUCUAAUUUGUUACUAGAUGAGCCUUCAAAACGAUUCAUUAAUGUGAAUACUUCGGUGUGUUUUGUGUCCUUGGUACAUUUUUGCCACUUGCCUGUAGUUAGUUGCAUAUCAGAGACUCAAACUGAAUCUUUGAUGUUAUUCUUCCGCAUUUUCUAAUUUUACUCCCAAUUUCUUAAACUUUCUCCAAGCUAUUUUUUUAAAAUGUCAGUCCAAGUAUUUUAUUGUAAUGGUAGUUUUAAGAAUACAUUUAUAACCUUACGUGGGUUAAAAUUCAAACGAAUUCCAUGGUGCUAGAGAUUUUUCUGGUUCACAUUGUUAAAGAUGGGCCUUGUAUACACAUGGGAAAAUAAGUGGCAUAGGUUAUGGCCAAUUAUCUAUUCUCGAAUAAGUUUUAGAUUGCAGGUUAGUCCAAGUAGUGGAUCAUCAACCUGAUCCAGCCUGGGGAACUACCUUUUUCUACUCCUUGGCUUUGCCUCAGUUAUCAGGCUGCUGAGUUUGCACAUCCACUAGCCUGUUACUGAUGUACCAGGCAGAGCCAAGUGCUAGAAGCUGCCCCAGCAGCCUUUUGGUCAGGUUGUGGGAAAAGGAUGUUUAAAGAGUUGGAAGCUAGCACAUAAAACACUAGAUUUUUCCUAUUUCAGCUAUUCCAAAAUGGCAGUCUGAACUGGUCAUUUAUUGAAAUACCAGGUUAGCUUGUCCGUCCAGGGGACUACUUAAAAUACCUAUAAAUUAAUAACCUAUUCUGCCAUAGCUAUGCUGAUUGAUUUUCUUCCCACCCCUGCCUCAGCAGACAAGGCCAUACAUGAGGCUGAACUCUGCAAAACGGGGCAGUUAUACUUGAGUGUGGCUGAGGUGAGAAAAGAGAGUGACUGACUAGUAAACCAUGGCAAUCACAUAAGCACCAAUCACAAAGUCAGAAGAUUUUUUUUUUCUUUUUAUUAACGGGAGGUGAUGUCACUUUCUUUAUAUAUAAUUAUAUAUAUAUUAUAUAUAUUUUUGUGUUGUUGUUGGUUUCAAAUGUUAUGCACUUUUUAAUGUUUGUAAACUUUUACUAAUGAAUAGUGUGAUUGCUUCCUGAAUAUAUUAAUCAUCAGUUAACAAAACAUAUUUGUGGCCACAGCUAUUUGUUUCUACCAUAUGUAUCAUAGUACUUGUCACAUGAAAUUCUUUUGUGAGAUGUGUGGAGAAAAAAAAAAAACACUUCUGAUCAGUAUUAUGAGCUCAUUUAUUAAUGUUAAUAAAAAAACAAGCCAGCAGUAUGCUUGUGGUUCAUUAGUGUAAUAUUAAUUCUCACCUCUUACUGUUUGAAAGCUGAAUGCCUCGCUGUCUUAUUAGCUGUCAAGUGCCCUAUAUUCUUAGUAACAGAAGUUGUCCAUUUGCUUUGAAAAUAUUGUUACCCUUGAACUAUGUAUUCAUUUGUUUCUCCUGGUGUUCCUUUCAAAGUUAACACAUUAUUACUGAUUCCACCCAACUCUACAUUGCUCCUGAAUCAGGUAUUCAACCUGAACAAAGAAAAGGACUGGUUGUCCUUUUGUCCUGGAUGACUAGUUAGCAUCAAUCUAACACUAGCACCAGAAGGAAAAAAGAUUCUGGGGCUUUAUAUACAUGAAACACCAUCAAUAAAUUUUCAUGGAAAAAGUUAAUAAUGGAAUAAGUAA
Oxyura jamaicensis (ruddy duck) is the source of this 2856-nucleotide messenger RNA. It is a transcript of the gene PKIA, whose product is annotated as cAMP-dependent protein kinase inhibitor alpha. Gene Ontology annotation, biological process: negative regulation of cAMP-dependent protein kinase activity. The record is from RefSeq and is a predicted model, not a curated record. The coding region runs from base 286 to 516 and encodes 76 amino acids. Lineage: Eukaryota; Metazoa; Chordata; Aves; Anseriformes; Anatidae. Gene Ontology annotation, molecular function: cAMP-dependent protein kinase inhibitor activity. Gene Ontology annotation, cellular component: nucleus; cytoplasm. The transcript has 3 exons.